Molecule: messenger RNA, 1866 nt
Organism: Auxenochlorella protothecoides
Lineage: Eukaryota; Viridiplantae; Chlorophyta; Trebouxiophyceae; Chlorellales; Chlorellaceae
Product: RFT1-like protein
Exons: 3
Coding region: 1-1866 (621 amino acids)
Biological process (GO): dolichol-linked oligosaccharide biosynthetic process; glycolipid translocation
Cellular component (GO): endoplasmic reticulum membrane
Source: RefSeq, a predicted model, not a curated record
AUGGAUUCGUUCAUCUGUUUGGUGAGUGCAGCUGCUGGCCGUGAGGUAUCGUUCUGUGCAGACUGCGUGGUGCCCCACUCACAGCUUCGGAUGAUCUGGUACUCUGCAGCGUCCCAGAUCCUCUCUCGCGGACUUACAUUUGGAUUGAAUCUAUUGAGCGCCAGAUCGCUCACUCCGCAGGCAUAUGGGGUCGUUGCCAUCCAGCUGCAUCUACUGAACACAACCCUGCUGUUCCUCAGUCGGGAAGGCUUCCGACGCGGCUGUUUGCGCAUCGAUGCACGGAAACCAGGCUCGGUGCUGGCCACAUCUGCCCUCUGCAUCCCCCUGGGUGCGGUGUUCUCUGCCCCGAGCAUAUGGCUCCUCGUUCAGCGCCGCCCAGGGGACGUCGUUUGGCACCAGGCCCUCCAGCUGCAAGGCCUUGCGGUCGUUGUGGAGCUGCUGAGCGAGCCGCUGUACGUCCUCGCCACGGUGCGGAAGCAGUACAGCCUGCGCGUCGGCGUGGAAGCCGGGGCGCAGCUGGCCAAGAGCGUACUGAUCGCCGGCCUGCUGGCCCGCCCGGACGCGGACCCCGCCGUCGCCUUCUCCCUGGGUCAACUGGCGUACGCUGGGGCCACCCUCCUCUGCUACGCCGCAUGGGGCUGCUCCCUGCGGGGUGUCCUCGGUGGCGCAGGGUCGGCAGAGGCUCACGCCGGCGCGCCGGCAGGUUCGAAGGCUGCCCCCUCGCAGGAGCAGCACGCAGCCGACCAGGCUGCCACAGACACGCGCCCCGGCCUGGACCUCCCCGCCCUCCAGUUGUCGGGCCUGUUUGGCGUCCAGGCCGUGGGCAAGCUGGUCCUGGCGGAGGGCAGCAAGUUCACGCUGGCGGCGCUGCAGAGCAGCUACGACCAGGGCGUGCUGGGGCUGGUAACUAAUCUGGGCUCCCUCCUGGUCCGCACCGUGUUCCAGCCCUUUGAGGAGGCCGCCUUCCUGGCCUUCAGCAGGGCCGCCGCCGGUGUGGCAAGGGACGGCGGCGAUGGAGUGGCAGAGGGGCGGGGGGAUGGCGGGGCGGAGCCGGGCGACGCGGCGUCAGGGGCCGACAUUCGCGGCGGCCCGGGGCGGGACCCCUCCGCCACCGCGCGCCCCGCCGUGACACGCACCCCCCACCCCGCAUGCCACCUCCUCCCGCCGCUCACCCGCUGCAUCGUGACCUUUGCCCUGGUGGCCGCCGCCUUUGCCCCCGCCUACGCCCACCUGGCCCUGCUCCUUGGCUACGGCCGGGUCUGGGCCGCCUCCCCCGCCCCGGGCGUGCUGGGGGCCUACGCCGCCAGCCUCCCCCUGCUCGCCGCCAACGGCGUGCUGGAGGCCUGCGUGCACGGCUGCGCGGGGCGGCGCCAGCUGGCGCGCGCCAACGCCGCGCUGGUGGCGCUGUCCGUCGCCCACGUGGCGGCGCUGCUUGGGCUGACCGCCGCACUGGGCACGCUGGGCACGCUGGCGGCCGACGCGGUCAACAUGGCGGGGAGGGUGCUGUACUGCCUGGCCUGGGUGCGGCGCGAGCUGGGCGUGGCGCCGGCCGGGCUCUGGCCCAGGGCGGGGACCCUGCAGGCGCUGGCGGUUGCCGCGCUGGCCACCUCCGCGGCCCGCCUGCUCCUCAUGCCGGAGAGCUCGGGCUUGCUGGCCGCCGGCCGGCGCUACCUGGGGCCCGGGCCCCGUGCGACGCUGGAUGCCUUGCUGAUGGCCACAGGGGAGUAUUCCUUCCUGGCGCGCGCGGCGCUGCACGUGGCUCUUGGUGGGACGGCCCUGGCCGCGGUGGUGGCGGCGGCGCUCGCGCACGAGGGCGACGCCCUGCGCCAGCUGCGCGCCCUGCGCAAGGGCGCCAAGUCGGACUGA